UCGCUCUUUCUCUACUUGCCAGCAGGACUCUGGAGGAUUCCACUUGCGGAAACAGACGAACAUCGUUUCUAACAUACGCUGGAUGUGGCGGUCCUAGCACCGAAGUCGCCAACUGUUUUAUCUUUUACGGACAUAGUAGCUUUGAAUAAUUCAUUGUCGGUGGCAUUCAUGAAAUAACUUCAAAUUCAUAGCAGGAUAAAUAAUGAUUUCACCGUGGGACCGGUGGUACUCGACGAGCUGCUGCCUUUGCUGCCAUGUACGGACGGGCACCAUUAUUCUGGGAAUAUGGUAUAUGCUCAUCAACGCGGUGGUCCUACUCAUCUUGUUGUCGGCUCUCAAUGACCCAGUUCAAUACCGCUACCACCUUACCAGCUCUGAGCUGGGAACUGACAUUGAUGUCAUGGAUGAUGCAAAUAUCUGCAUAGCCACUGCAAUAUCCCUCCUCAUGAUUCUCAUAUGUGGCAUGGCGACAUAUGGUGCUUACAAGCAACAUGCUGCUUGGAUCAUUCCAUUCUUCUGCUACCAAAUCUUCGACUUUGCCCUUAACACACUGGUAGCCAUUAGUGUGGUCGUUUAUCCCAACACGGUGCAGGACUACCUCCAGCAGCUGCCAGGGACAUUCCCUUACAAAGAGGACAUCAUGUCCACCAACAACAUGUGCCUAGUUUUUGCAGUUCUCCUCUUCAUUGGCUGCAUCCUCUCCUUCAAGGCCUACCUGAUUGGCUGUGUGUGGAACUGCUACAGAUAUGUGAGCGGCAGGGGCACCACGGAGGUUCUGGUUUAUGUCACAACCAAUGACACCACGCUCAAUGAGUUGACACCUCUUAAUGUACAAGGUUCUGCUGCCGCCAUACGAGGAGGCCAUCGCCAUACCACCGAAGGAGCCCCCUCCCCAGUAUAUGGAGGCAUGAGAGACGUCCUCGAUCCUGGACCCCAUACCCCAAACACCUACCACAUCUCCCUCCAACGCUGCCUGGAAGAUGUUGAAAAACAAGACAAAACAAUGUCUUAGAGGCUGGUUUCAUCUUGGAUACAUGCCAACCUUAGAUUAGAUAAGACUGACCCUGAGCCAACAACUCUUCU
Molecule: messenger RNA, 1083 nt
Organism: Perca fluviatilis (European perch)
Lineage: Eukaryota; Metazoa; Chordata; Actinopteri; Perciformes; Percidae
Gene: laptm4b
Product: lysosomal protein transmembrane 4 beta
Exons: 8
Coding region: 203-1012 (269 amino acids)
Cellular component (GO): lysosomal membrane
Source: RefSeq, a predicted model, not a curated record